AUGCAGCGUGCUAUCACAUCUUCCUCCCGAGCAGCAGCUCGCUCGUCUUCGAGAAUCACACCCGGCACUCUCGCCCAGCGAAGAUUUGCACACAAGGAGCUCAAGUUUGGCGUUGAGGGCCGAGCAUCGCUGCUCAAUGGCGUGGACACUCUCGCAAAGGCUGUCGCGACAACACUUGGUCCCAAGGGCCGAAACGUCCUGAUCGAGUCCAGCUACGGCUCGCCCAAGAUCACAAAGGAUGGUGUGACUGUCGCCAAGGCCAUCACGCUCAAGGACAAGUUCGAGAACCUCGGCGCUCGAUUACUGCAGGAUGUCGCCAGCAAGACGAACGAAGUUGCUGGUGACGGGACCACCACCGCCACUGUCCUCGCCAACGCCAUCUUCUCCGAGACCGUCAAGAACGUCGCUGCCGGCUGCAACCCAAUGGACCUCCGUCGCGGCACCCAGGCUGCCGUCGAGGCCGUUGUCGAAUACCUCCGAGCGAACAAGCGCGAUGUCACCACUUCCGCCGAGAUCAAGCAGGUAGCCACCAUCUCCGCCAACGGUGACGAGCACAUUGGUACACUUCUCGCGAACGCCAUGGAGAAGGUCGGCAAAGAGGGUGUCAUUACUGUUAAGGAGGGCAAGACCACACAGGACGAGCUCGAGGUUACCGAGGGCAUGAAGUUCGACCGUGGUUUCAUCUCGCCAUACUUCAUCACCGACACCAAGUCGCAGAAGGUCGAGUUCGAGAAGCCACUCAUCCUGCUCUCCGAGAAGAAGAUCUCUGCCGUCCAGGACAUCGUGCCAGCUCUUGAGGCAUCCCAGCAGCUCCGCCGCCCACUUGUCAUCAUUGCUGAGGACAUCGACGGUGAGGCUCUGGCUGUCUGCAUUCUCAACAAGCUCCGUGGUCAACUGCAAGUCGCUGCUGUCAAGGCACCAGGCUUCGGUGACAACCGCAAGAGCAUCCUUGGCGACAUUGCUGUCCUCACCAACGGCACUGUCUUCACUGAUGAGCUUGACAUCAAGCUCGAGAAGGCUACCCCAGAGAUGCUCGGCUCAACUGGCUCCAUCACCAUAACCAAGGAGGACACUGUCAUCCUGAAUGGCGAGGGUACCAAAGAUUCUGUCACUCAGCGCUGCGAGCAGAUCCGCGGUGUCAUGGCAGACCCAACCACUAGCGACUACGAGAAGGAGAAGCUCCAGGAGCGUCUUGCCAAGCUUUCGGGUGGUGUCGCCGUCAUCAAGGUCGGUGGUGCAUCCGAGGUUGAGGUCGGCGAGAAGAAGGACCGCAUGGUCGACGCUCUCAACGCUACCCGUGCUGCCGUUGAGGAGGGUAUUCUCCCAGGUGGUGGCACUGCUCUCCUCAAGGCCGCUGCGAACGCGCUUAGCAGCGUGAAGCCAUCGAACUUCGACCAGCAGCUCGGUGUGUCAAUUGUGAAGAAUGCCAUCACCAAGCCUGCACGAACGAUUGUUGAAAACGCCGGCACUGAGGGCUCUGUCGUUGUUGGCAAGCUCAUGGACGAGUUUGGCAAGGACUUCAACAAGGGCUUCGACAGCGCCAAGGGCGAGUACACUGACAUGAUCGCCGCCGGUAUCCUGGAUCCAUUCAAGGUUGUUCGCACUGGUCUCACUGAUGCAUCUGGUGUUGCAUCGCUUCUCGGUACCACAGAGGUCGCGAUUGUCGAGGCACCAGAAGAGAAGGCCGGCGGCCCACCAGGCGGCAUGGGCGGUAUGGGUGGAAUGGGAGGUAUGGGCGGCAUGGGCUUCUAA
Messenger RNA from Fulvia fulva, 1752 nucleotides. Its product is annotated as Heat shock protein 60, mitochondrial. Gene Ontology annotation, molecular function: ATP-dependent protein folding chaperone; protein-folding chaperone binding; ATP binding. The transcript has 2 exons. Gene Ontology annotation, biological process: mitochondrial unfolded protein response; apoptotic mitochondrial changes; protein refolding. The coding region runs from base 1 to 1752 and encodes 583 amino acids. Gene Ontology annotation, cellular component: mitochondrial matrix; mitochondrial inner membrane. Lineage: Eukaryota; Fungi; Ascomycota; Dothideomycetes; Mycosphaerellales; Mycosphaerellaceae. The record is from RefSeq and is a predicted model, not a curated record.